Populus euphratica (Euphrates poplar) is the source of this 2584-nucleotide messenger RNA. Its product is annotated as cellulose synthase-like protein E6. Gene Ontology annotation, biological process: cellulose biosynthetic process. Gene Ontology annotation, cellular component: membrane. Gene Ontology annotation, molecular function: cellulose synthase (UDP-forming) activity. Bases 204 to 2399 code for a protein of 731 amino acids. The record is from RefSeq and is a predicted model, not a curated record. Lineage: Eukaryota; Viridiplantae; Streptophyta; Magnoliopsida; Malpighiales; Salicaceae. The transcript is spliced from 8 exons.
UCUGUCUGUUUUCGGUAGCUGGUAGAGAAGAUAAUUUUGAAUUUCUGACUGGUAAUGAAAUAAGAUGCUUUAGGCAUCAUUACCAUCGCCUCGUAGUUAAAUAAGAUGCUUUAGGCCAUCAUUACCAUUGCCUCCAAGGUUGAGCUUGAGUUUCUAUAAAUUUAGACCUUAACUUCUCCACUCUCAAAGAAAUAUAGAGAGAGAUGGGAAACAACAAUGGCUAUCUUCCUCUCUUCGAAACAAAGUCAUCAAGAAGACCUUUUCUGAUCAAACUAUAUGUGCUUACAAUAUCAGUGGCUAUUUGCAUGACAUGGGUGUACAGAGUGAGGUACUUGCCAGUUGAAGGAGUCUUGGAGAGGUGGGCUUGGAUUGGAAUGUUCUUUGCAGAGCUAUGGUUCAGUUUUUACUGGUUUAUUACUCAUCUUGUUAGAUGGAACCCCAUUUUUCGUUACACUUUCAAAGACAGGCUCUCUCAAAGGUAUGAGAAGGAUUUGCCAAGGGUAGACGUAUUUGUGUGUACUGCAGACCCAGAAAUGGAGCCACCAAUCAUGGUGAUCAACACGGUCUUAUCGAUGAUGGCCUAUGAUUAUCCACCAGAGAAGCUGAGUGUUUAUCUGUCGGAUGAUGGUGUCUCAGAAUUGACCUUUUAUGCAAUGCUAGAGGCAUCAAGGUUCUCAAAGUAUUGGCUACCGUUUUGCAAGAAGUUCAACGUAGAACCAAGAUCACCCGAGGCCUAUUUUCAGAUUGAACCACUGGAUGGCCCUGUCAAGACCAAAGAGUGGUUGUUCAUCAAGAAAUUAUAUGGAGACAUGAAGAACCGGAUUGACGUUACACCAAAGCAAGGCCAAGUUCCGGAGAAAAUUCGUAAAGAACACAAGGGAUUUUCUGAGUGGGAUUUUGUUUCAAGCCGGCAUGAUCAUCAAACCAUUUGUCAAAUACUAAUUGAUGGGAGAGAUCCUCUGGCCAUGGAUAAUGAAGGACAACGUUUGCCAACUUUGGUAUACUUAUCACGAGAAAAGAGGCCUCAAUAUCCUCACAACUUCAAAGCCGGAGCCAUGAAUGCACUGAUAAGGGUGUCGUCAAGGAUAAGCAAUGGUCCUAUUAUCAUGAAUGUCGACUGCGACAUGUACUCCAACAAUUCAAGUUCUUUAAGAGAUGCCCUGUGCUUUUUCAUGGACGAGGAGAAGGGGCAUGAGAUUGGAUAUGUUCAAUAUCCACAGUUAAUGAUGAAUGUUACGAAGAAUGACCUUUAUGGCAAUUCCUUGAAUGUGAUAUUCAAGAUGGAGUUUCCAGGCAUAGACGCAAAUGGAGGGCCUAUGUAUAUAGGUACUGGGUGUUUCCACAGGCGAGUGAAUCUUUGCGAGAGGAAGCAUUGCAAUGAACACAAGGUAGACUGGAAGAGAGUGGCUGACAUAAAGAUUGAAGGAAAUGCUAGAGAUCUAGAAGAAGAAUGCAAAGUCCUUGCAAGUUGUGCAUAUGAAGAGAACACCCAAUGGGGAAUUGAGGUGGGUUUGAAGUAUGGCUAUCUACUGGAAGAUGUAAUGACAGGAUUCUCUAUAAGAUGUAGAGGUUGGAGAUCAGUGUACUUCAAUCCUGAAAGGAAAGGCUUCCUAGGACUUGCCCCUACAACACUACUGCAAACAUUGGUCCAGCAGGAGAGAUGGUCUGAAGGUGAAUUACAAAUUCUCCUAUCAAGGCAUGGUCCCUUCUUCGACGGAUAUAAGAACAUACCCCUAAAACUUCUACUUUCAUACUGUAUCUACUUUCUAUGGGCAGCCAACAGCUUCCCUACACUGUACUAUGUUGUUGUACCUUCACUUUGCCUGCUCAGAGGAAUCUCCUUAUUUCCAAAGGCAUCUAGCCCAUGGAUUCAGGCAUUUGCAUAUGCCUUCUUUGCCGACCGAGCAUAUGGUCUCGUAGAAUUUCUAUGGUGUGAUGGUACGUUUCAAGGCUGGUGGAAUGAUCAAAGGAUUUGGAUAUUCAAAAGAACAACAUCCUAUUUAGCUGGCUUCUGUAACACUAUUCUAAAGAUGUUAGGAUUCACAAAUCAUGCCUUUGUAGUCACUGCCAAGGUUGCGAGUGAGGAUGCUUCUAAGAGAUACGAGCAAGAUAUUAUGGAGUUUGGUGUCCCUUCACCAAUGUUCAACAUCUUAGCAACACUUGCCCUGCUGAACAUUUUCAGUUUUAUUGGUGGAAUAAAGAUGGUGAUUUCGAAUGCCGAAAACAAGGUUUUAGACCUAUUCACACCGCAGAUAGUUCUAUCUGGGCUCAUAGUUUUGAUCAACCUACCGGUAUACCAAGGGCUCUUCUUUCGAAAGGACAGUGGCAGGAUUCCCAGUUCAGUGACAUACAAAUCACUUAUUGUUUCACUGUUGGCUUGUUCAAUUGCCCUGCAGUAAAAUGACCAUAUCCCUCUUCAAACCUACUAGGAAUGCUGCCUAUUUUCUACUUUCUAAUAAAUUAAUGUAAGAUCAUGUGGCUGAUGACAUGUUUGUUAGUUUUGGUGCUUUCCGACGUGUAUCAAACUUGGCCAUGAUUGGGCAGUUUUAUGUUUCAAAAUGUUUGCAUAAACACGGAGGAACAU